AGUUUGACAGUAAAUUACGAUGGUGCUGCUACUACAUCAGCAACGUCAGUGCCACUCACCAACAUAUUUCUGGCUUCGGCCUCUAGAACGCUCUUCCAGGAGUUUUUUUUUUUGGUGUACAAUCCCCAAAAGCCACCCCUCCAAAGGGAACUCUAAAGCCCCAAAAAGGAAACUCUGGCACACAUAAAAAAGCGUCCACGAAGAAGUACUUAAAUUGUGUGUUUUACCACCCGUUUGAAUUGGUUUGAACUACUUGCUAAAAGAGAAGAAGAGACGGUAAACAAGGAGUCCCAUUGAGGUGUAGGGUCCUCUUCUGGACACAAUUUCCACAUAAGAGCUCCUAGAUCUCAGCCUCUGUUGCAUUAGUGGAGUGAAAUGCUGAAGGAAAAACGUGAGAAAGGAACGACAGUUGGCACCCCGACAAGUUCACCGCAUGAGGGGGCUGCCACGCCCCCAAAUACCCCGCCAACAUCUUGUCAUUCAAUGAUGAUGAUCAAGGAAGAGCGGGGUGUGAAACAAGAAGCAGAUCAGGAUACAUCUGGAUCACCCAAGAAGGAGGUAUCAGGCUCACCGAGACCUCAGCUAGCUGAUAAGAAGAACGAUUCAAAAGAAAUUACAGAAGAGAUGGCAAGCCAAGAGCAAAAGACGACGUCCCAACCACGGACAGACACAACGAACGUAACUUCUGAGUCAGAACCACCAUUUACGAGCUCAAUUCAGCCAUUGGUGUCUAAUAUGAUGGGGAAGCAGAGUGGUGGCUUGGAGUAUAUGCAGCAAUCAAGUCAGAUAUUUGUCUUUUCCACGAGUUUGGCAAAUAAAGGAGCAGAAUCGGUACUUAAUGGGCAUUUCCCAUCAAUAAUUGCCUAUCAUUGCGCACAGCCAGGGACAAAGAAGAUUUUGGAGAAGCAUCCGCUGAAACUUGGUCAGUUUAAUAGGCAUACGCCAUGGAAUCUAAUGGGUGGUGGUGGUGGUACAUUUGGGCAGAAAGCCCCACCGGGAUGUCGACCGAAGAACCCAGGAGCCAUGUUGGAAGCGCAGGAGAGCCUGGAGGGUGAACCGGGUGACUCAUCAUGGCCAGAGGGGAUAAAAAGUGAACUUCCAGAUGAUCUACCCAAUGGGAAUGCAAGCCUGGUGCAAGGUGUGAAAGUACCUGAUGAGAAUCUCACGCCACAACAGCGCCAGCAUCGUGAGGAGCAACUCGCCAUGAUACGAAAAAUGCAUCUAAUGCUUUUCCCGGAGCAAAGUGAUGGGGAACCGGGGGAGGUACCACCAGAUGGUGAAGAGAAACCCUGUCCGGACUUUUUGCCGUGCCCAAAUCAACCUGGCCCAAUGCCAGCUCCAGGGGGUGCAUACAAAUCCGACUGGGGUCGCCUGCCGCCACGUCAGCGAGCACAUGGACCUCCGCCACCAUAUCAUCAAACCCCACGUUCAGCAUCAGUCCCAAUUGCCACACACAGCCCAAGUCCGAAUUCUCCGCAAAAUUUAACAUCAACACUGUCGCUUCCAUCGCCACGUGGUGGUGCUCUGGCAUCACCAUCGGAUUCACGACAUGCACCACUUAGGCAUCUAAGUGCUGGUCAGAGUCCCGUGGCAUCACCUGCUGGGGCACGGCCACUUGCACAGAGUAGCCCAGCGACACCGUCAUCGGCUCAUCUCUCUCCUUGCCCAUUGCCAGAUGAUAAACUUCCCGGGUCACCGGCUAAGGAAUCCCCCGAGAAGGGGGCAUUCUUUGACAUUUCCCCCGAGGGUGGUGGUCCGGAAUCCAUGGGAGCCCCAUUUGCACUUCCGGAUGACAAUAUACCGCUAAAUCCGGAUACGAGCACAGCUCCUGAGACCACCAAAGUCAUGCCUUUCGAUCCCAUUUCAUCACUUGCGCAAAUGUCACAGCAACUCACGAGCACAGCACCACCCUUUAGUGCACCAGGGCCACAGAGUACGUGCUCAUAUGGGGAGAUGCAGCAUCUCAGGGAGCCUGAGGAUGCCAUGAUGGAAUGCCAGAUGCAUGGAAUGAUGGUACCACAGCCAGAUAUGGGUAUGCACAAUCCGGCCUAUUCGAAAAUUCUUCCCCCAACAGCUGGGAAGCCACUUUCGCCCAAAAUGGUGCCAGGCGGUGUGGUUCAUGGACCAGCUAGUGGUGGGUUCAGUGGGGGUCAAAUGCCACGAAUGGGUGCACCAGCUGGUCGUCUCUGCCCUCCAGCAUCAAUGGCGGAUUCAUACAAUGGGGCAAGUGUACAGGUACGCGCUAGUGCACCCAAUACCAUCCAAUACCUCCCGGCGCGACCACAGAUGUGCCCACAAAUGCCACGGCCACCGCCAAGUUUGGAAUUUCUUCAACGUUUUGCGAAUCCCAUGCCACACAAUGGGGAUAUGGGUGGUAUGGAUGCAGGGCGUGGUGUUCGGGUGCGCCACGAGACACAGGGGCAUAUGAUGAAUGGAGUUUUUGGGCAGAUGCACGAGGGUCUCUUUCAGGGUCCACCAAUGCGUCAUCCAGCACCCCCCUUCGGUCCCGGCGGAGGUCAUGACAAGAUGAUGGAGCCACCGACGAGCCAACCCUACGUUGGACCCUCCACCACGGAUCCCAACUAUGCUCAGCAAUUUCACAACUUCCAACAGCAACUCUAUGCGACAACAACGCGUUCUGGUGGUGCUCAAGGUCCCCCAGCAGCGCCAUACUUUAUCAACAAGUAGCCCCGGCUCCGCCCAUGUCCCAUCCCGCCACGGCGGCCCAAUAAACGUUUUCUUAAAUCAAAAUAAA
Molecule: messenger RNA, 2755 nt
Organism: Lutzomyia longipalpis
Lineage: Eukaryota; Metazoa; Arthropoda; Insecta; Diptera; Psychodidae
Gene: lgs
Product: protein BCL9 homolog
Exons: 5
Coding region: 376-2688 (770 amino acids)
Source: RefSeq, a predicted model, not a curated record